This is a messenger RNA of Closterium sp. Naga37s-1, 3429 nucleotides long. Lineage: Eukaryota; Viridiplantae; Streptophyta; Zygnematophyceae; Desmidiales; Closteriaceae. The record is from the annotation of a GenBank genome assembly.
AUGGCAAAGCAGCGAGGGGCCAGCAAGCCUGUGCCGGCCGCAGGUCAUGACGGUUCGGACGACGACGCGUACCCAUCCCCGCCCAAGAGGCUCGGCCGAGGCAGCAGCGUCCGAGGCUCCAACCUCUCCACAACAGCCGCCGCAGCUGCGGUCGCAGCGGUAGCGGCGGCGGCGGGCGCGGGCGCGGGGAUGGUGGGGGGCGGCGGAGGGGGCCCCGCGGGGAUGGAGGGCGUGGAGGAGGGGGGCGCGGGGGGCGGCGGGUGGGAGGCCAUGCUGCAGCAGCUGGAGCGCGACUCGUAUCUCGCCGUGCUCCGCGCGUUCGGCGCGCAGUCCGAAGCGAUCACCUGGGCGAAGGAGGCGCUGAUGUCGGAUCUGCGCAAGGAGCUCAACAUUUCAGACGACGUGCACCGCCUGCUGCUCGCGCGCGUGCAUGAUGACAAGAAUAUUCGCCUCAUCUGCAAUUGGAAGACGGCGAGGGACGCGGGGGCAUAUGUGCACCACCCGCCUCCCCCUCCCCCCGCGCCCGCGCCUCCCCCAGUUGCGCCCGCCCCCGAGCUCAUCCCCCCAGCCUCCUCCCGCAAGCGGCCAAAAAUGGCCGCCCUUUCUGGCGCGCCGUUGGGGAAGGGCGUGGGGGCGGUGGGGGGGGUUGGGGGAGUGGGGGCGGGCGUGGGCGCCCCGUUUGCAGUGACAUCUGUUGAAGCUGUUGGGUCGGGGCGGAGAGGGGGGAAGGGGAAGGGCCGACGCGGACGAUGGUCCGCGGGUGCGCCGGGGGGAGCAGGGCGGGGGGCAGGGGCGGGAGGAUUGGCAGCAGCACCAGGGGCACUGGGGGGGAUAGCCAUAGACCCGCUCAUAGGCCGGCGGGUGAAGACGCGGUGGGUCGAGGAGGGAGGCGGGUCGCGAUUCUAUGAGGCGGUGAUCACGGACGUGCGGCCAGAGGAUGGCAUGUACUCGCUGGUGUACGAAUUGAACACACCGAACGAGAGCUUCGAAUGGGUCGACCUGAAUAUGGUGAGGAGUAGGGGGGGGUGGGUGGGAAUGGAAUGGACUAAGGCGGGUGAGAACUGCUUCACUGCUGGCUGUACUGCUGCUGUACUGAGGAGGGGAGUGGGGUGGGUGGGAAUGGAAUGGACUAAGGCGGGUGAGAACUGCUUCACUGCUGGCUGUACUGCUGCUGUACUGAGGAGGGGAGUGGGGUGGGUGGGAAUGGAAUGGACUAAGGCGGGUGAGAACUGCUUCACUGCUGGCUGUACUGCUGCUGUACUGAGGAGGGGAGUGGGGUGGGUGGGAAUGGAAUGGACUAAGGCGGGUGAGAACUGCUUCACUGCUGGCUGUACUGCUGCUGUACUGAGGAGGGGAGUGGGGUGGGUGGGAAUGGAAUGGACUAAGGCGGGCCGCCUGGAAGAUGGUAUGUACUCGCUGGUGUAUGAGCUCAACACGCCAAAUGAGAGCUUCGAAUGGGUCGACCUGAAUAUGAUUCAAAACCGACUCUCUGCCUCUCCCACUUCUCCUCUCACCCCCCUUCAGAUUCCAAAGGAGGACAUCAUAUGGAUUCCAAAAGAGGACAUCAUAUGGGUGGAGGGCCCCCCAAUUCCAAAGGAGGACAUCAUAUGGGUCGAGGGCCCCCCAGUACCCGACUUAACUGCACUCCUGCCCCCCCUCUCCCCACCUGCCCUGCACCUCUUCUCACCCCUUCAGAUCCCGAAAGAAGACAUCAUAUGGGUCGAGGGCCCCCCAGUACUCGAUUUUAUCCGCCCACCCGCCCUCCCCCUAGCCGCCACCGCCGCUGCUGCUACCGCCCCUGCUGCUGCCCCCGCUGCUCUUAUGGCUGCUGGGGUGGAUAAAGACGGCAAGAAGGCAGCAGCAGCAGCAGCGGCAGCAACAGCGGCAGCAGCCGCAGCACGAAUGGCCAUGGCUGUCCCUCCUGCCGCUGCACCACGUGCACUGGGGAAAACUGGACCUGCUGCUGCCGCUGCCGGCGCUGCAGGAGGGGCAGGGGCAGGAGGGGGGGCGGGGGUGGGAGCAGGGGGAGGGGCUGGCGCGAGCUACUAUGGGAAUGUUGUGGGGGUGACGGCAGGAGGUGGGCCUGGAAAGGGGGGGGAAGGGGAGGGAGGAGAGGGGGUGGCGGGGUGGUUGAGGCGAGUGGCGAGCCUGCCGCCCCUAGUGGAGAUACUCAAGCUGGGGAAUGUGGAAGACGAGGAUAAUCUAGCCAAGCUUGCAGAUGCCAAGAGGCUGAUCAAGGAGCGGGAGAAUGAGCUGCGAAGGGCACUGGCGAUACUAGGAGAGGACAGUGAGGAGGACGAGGAGGAGGAGGGGAAAGAGAGGGGAGGAGGGGUGAGGGAGGAGAAGGGUGGCAUUAUCAAACGAGGCUCUUCCAAGCAGUCAGUCUCCCCUUCUGCUUCUGAACCCUCCACAGCCAGUGGCCAGGGCAGAGAGGGGGCAGCAAGGGGAGGGGGAGGAGGAGAGGGAAGAGGGGGAGGUAGUGGAGGAGGAAGGGGAGGGGAAGAAGCAGGAGGUAAGAGGGGAACAGGAGCAGGGGAAGAGGGAGGUGGGCGGUCUCAAUUGUCUUCUAGCAGCCAGUCCUCUGAUGAGGAUGAUGAUGUCAGCAAGGGGCGCAGUGACGACGAUGAUGACGUCAGCAAAGGCCGGCGCAGCGGUGCAAGUGGCAGGGGAAGCCCGGGCAGGAAAGUAAAUAGCCUGAGAGGUGGGCCGGGCAGCCCGAGGGGCAGAAAAAGCCCAAGAGGGAGGCAGGAGAGUGAUGGGAGUGGGAGGAGCGGGGAGAAUAGUGAAGGGAGUGAGAGGCCGAGAGGAAGGAGCAGGGAAAGGAGUGUUGAUAGUGGGAAGAGUGGGGAGAGGCGGAGUGUGGAUAGUGGGAGGAGUGGGGGGCGAGGGGAUAGGAGUGAUGAUGACGAGAAGGGGAGGGGCAGGAGGGAGGUGAAGGGAGAAGGCGAGGAGGGCGGAAGGAAGGCAGCAGCAGGUGGGGCUGCAACAAGGGGUGACAGUAGAGAGAGCAGCGAAAGGAAGAGAGGAGAGAGAGGCGGGAGUGUGAGCAGCAACAGCGGCAGCCCGAAACGAGCCAGAUCCGGAGGAGAUAGGGGGACCGAUCAGGACAGGAGUGCAGCAGCGAACAGGGAAGGUGGGGCGAGGGGUGGAGAGAAGAAGGCACGGUCCGAAGCUAGUGGAGGGAGGUCGGGAGGGGGGGAAGAUGAGGAGGACGAAGUUGAUAUAGACAGGGAUGAGGGCACAAGCAGAGGGUCCCCCGCAGCAUCAAGAGGGGACUCGAAGGAAGAAUCCAAAGGAGAGUUUAAAGGGUCCAGAGGGGGCUUUAAGGGGGGUUCUGGAGCAGGUUCGGGGGGUCCGUUUGGCAGUCGUUCUCGCAGUCGCUCCCCUGCUCGCUCCGAUGGCGGGUCCUCGUCAGACGAGUCCAAGUAG